AUUCUUCCAAAUAUCUUCCUUUGUGUUCAGCUGAACAAAUAAAUGUAUACAGCUUUGGAUCAACUUUAGGGUGAUUAAAUGAUGACAGAAUUUUCAUUUUUGGGUGAACUAUCCCUUUAAGCAUCUCUAUGCCACAUUUCAAACCAAUAAAAUUCACUGACAUGUCUUAAACACAAAUUGUAAUUAAUUUCAUAUUUACAUUAUUUUUUUUUUUUUCUCCAACUACAUGUCUGUGAAUGCAUUAUAUUUUGGAACUAGCGAAAACCCCAUAGUCUUUAUAUCAAGAGUAUGUUGUUAUUUAAACAAUUAAUUUGGGUGAUCAAUUACUAAUCAUUUUACUUAGGCUUUUUCACAGUGUAAAGUGUAAAAUAACAGUAACCAGUAAAAUAAAUGUAGUCUUGAGUUACUUGGCUUACUCUUCUAACGUGUUAAAUUUGUCUUUUUUCAAUGUGAGAACCAAUCUUUAUAAGCACCCACUUAACACUUUCUGUGAUGAGGCGAAAAAUGGCUAUUUAACAAACACUACGAAAAUUGGUUGGCAGAGUUUACUUUUUGUUGAGUGUCUCUAGUGGAACAUACAUUAUGAUAACUAAGCAAAAGAAAGCUUAAUUCACUUUUAAAUAUAUACACUGAUUGUAACAAGCCGCUUUGGAUAAAAGUGUCUUCAAAAUGCAUAAAUGUAAAUGUAAGUUCUUUACAUAAAAAAAAAAAAAAUGUUCACAAAAUGUGCCACAAAUUUCAUUAUUGUAUGUUGCUCUAAUAUGUUAUAUAUUAUAACAUAAUUUAAUGAUGUGCUAGCAACUGUUGUGAGAAAUAUUUUAAUACUAAUUAUUUAUUUAACAUUCAAUACAAACACUAUAAGAUCCUUGGAUUUCUUAUCAAUGAGUGCUGUAAAUAGUUAGUUUACACAACUUUCAAGUACUCAUACAUUUACAUGCAUCCACUUCCACACCAUCCACAGCUGAGGAAGUGGACGGUGGGCUCCAGCCUUUUCAUUUGCAAUUGAGAUGACUGUGAACAGUUUUAACACAUAUCCGCGCACAAGAAGGUUUGCUUUGAGGAUUGCUGCGCUCAUUCAUGCCCUCCAAUAAAACUCGCUCCUGGCCUGUAGCCUAAAGCUGCGCUGUUUCCUUUUUGAUUCUGAUGUUGAUAGGCUCGUUUACCGGCUUUCUUCUUUCAAUGCGGGGAGCCGGGCCAUGGCCAUUUUCAUGGUCACACCACCUGCGGGCAUCUUGAGGUGACAAACCAAACGAAACCCAGGGGGUAUCGAGGAAAAAUCAGUCUUUUAAAGCGGUAGUUAGGCGUGGUGUGAAAAUUCACCAUCACACGUCCCAGCUCCCACUGUGCAAACCUGCUUCUGAAUUGAUGACGAAUAACGUAGCUGUCGUAAUAAAAGAUUCAAUGAAGUGACUUUUUUUUUCUUUUUUUUUUGGGGUCCGGAUCUAAAACACAUCAAAGAUGCAAUUGAUCCAAAAAAUAAAGACACAAUUUGUAUAAUAAAUAUAUUUAAUUUGUUGAAUUACAAUUAAUUUUGUCAUAUUUAUGUCAAUGGUUCAACUGUCUGUAGAUUAACAGGCUGAAAUUAGCCUAUAUUUAAUCAUUAGGCAUAUGUAUUAAAAUAAGAACUGAUAUUUUUGUUUUAUUUUAAACAUUAUUAAAGUUCAAAAACAAAGCCAGUGUGGCAAAACUAAGAAAAGCAUUUUGGUGUCAUGUAACAAUGUAACUAUAUAAAAUAAACUUAAAACUUGGUUCAAAUAACGUAACAAAAAAAUAGGCUUAUUAAAAAUAAAACAUUAAUACUAAAAAAAUAUAUUGUGCAUAGCCUAUGUUUCAAAAUAAUUACGUUAUUUUCUAUUUUUAUUAUAGUUUGUUUACACGUGACAUUUUAGAAAAUAGCCUAGUAGCGCGUUAUGUGUUGACGUACAUGCAUUUAAUAGGCUAUUUCAAUACUAAAGGAUAAAUGGCUUUUAAUAUUAAGGAUAAAAAUGUCUUAAUCUCUUUAAAAAGUUGACCCUAUAAAAGUAAUUAGCUAAUAUUAUCAAAUAUGGCUAAUACACUUUUAUUGCAGUACAGUAUCAGUAUAGCGCCCAUACAGAUGUUCUAAUGGGAUGUUUAGGAUCCACAUCUCAUAUGCGAAUUGUUUAAGCAGGUCAAAGCCCCCCACACCUGCCUGCCUAUCCUGAAUCCCUGCGGUGACACUCCACUCCCAUUGGUCUGACCAUCGGCGGACCAAAGACAGAAUGCGUGUGGCCUCUCAUAAAUAGCCCUCAUUUCCAUGAGUCCUGCAAACCCACCACAACCUUCACCGACCACAAGUCGCGUCCAGCACAUUCGGGGUCUCCAACCAUGACCCUUACCCAGGAUUACGAAGAAGUGCAGCGUACCCCCGUCUCGUUUGAAGACGAUGAAAUAAACACAGUUGGAGGAGACCACAGCGAUAGCGACCGAGAGUAUUUCAUCAUGCCUUGCGGGGACCCCACGGAGGUGGAUCACUCGGGGUCCGAGUCUUCAGGAGAGAGCGAGAGCAGCUUCUCCACCACGUCCGCUCCAAAACACACCUCCACCGUCAAGCCUCCGUAUUCCUACAUCGCUCUCAUAACCAUGGCCAUCCUCCAGAGCCCGAUGAAGAAACUGACCCUCAGCGGCAUCUGCGACUUCAUCAGCAACAAGUUUCCCUACUACAAGGAGAAGUUCCCUGCGUGGCAGAACUCCAUCAGACACAACUUGUCACUCAACGACUGCUUCAUAAAGAUCCCGCGAGAACCUGGAAACCCGGGGAAAGGGAACUACUGGUCCCUGGACCCCGCGUCUGAGGACAUGUUUGACAACGGCAGCUUUCUACGCAGAAGAAAAAGAUUCAAGAGGAACCAACCCGAGUUCACCAAAGACAACCUGGUGCUCUACCACCCAACGUUAAGUUAUCGAGCAUAUGGGCGACCUUACUGCGUUUCUGGGCCGGUGCCAGCCCAGGCUAAUCCUAUUGGAUAUUUGCCAGUGCCGGAUGGCAUCAUGGUGCCCCCUCCAUAUUUCCAGUAUCAGACUCUCAACAUUAAGAUCAGCGAAGCUCCAGAAAUCCAGCAAAGGCCUGAGCCCAAGACUCAGAAGUGUUCGUUCAGCAUUGACAGUAUCAUGGCUAAAUCAACGGUGUCUCCUCACAAAAACUCUCAUCAUCUCACACCUGACUACAGUUAUGUAUUUCCCAGGCCAACAUCAUGCGUGACUCCAAGUUUGUUACCGGUGCCAACAAGGACUCCUCUGCUCAAGACUGUUCCUUUCACAGAAACUCUGCGGAUGGUGUAUCCUCACUGUUGAACUGUCUGGGGAAAAAAAAAAACUCUUGUCAUUUUAAAUAGGAUUGUUCUGUCAUUGCUCUUAUAUGAUAGUUUUAAUGUAAAUAAAUAAAUGGUAAUAUAUUUGCUAGUCCUGGAAAGUGGAUGUAUUAAAAUGCCUGUUUAAAUAAACCAUCAUUGUCAGAAUUCAAUUAUGAGUUCUCGUUAUUCGUUGCAAUUAUCUCGUGUCAAAGUUUUCAGUAGCUAAUUAAAUCAAAUAGCAGGUUCUGCUCAUUCAACUUUGUCUUAUAAAGCCAAAAGCCUGGCUAUUUUUAGAUCGCUUUUGGAAAAAGUUUUGAACGUUGAGUAGGGUAUGAUGCCUUUAUACUGCAAUUCAGUACAUAUUAGCCUACUACAGAUUUGCCUCUGUCAAUACAAGCAAGACAAUUGCUAUCAUUUUAUGUCCACUAGAUGGAGACUGAAGCUCGUGAAAUCGGUCGCAUUCAAUGCAUUGAUUUGAGUUGAGACGCGUGUGCUUGAUCGAUUAUUUCGAUUGAUUUGCUUUGCUUGAAAAAUAAAGGAUAUUAAUCACUUUAUACAAUCUAUGUUAUUGGCUAUAAUCUGUCACUUAAUGCAUUUUCACUUGCGUGGACAGGCCUACAUGCCUAACCUCCUAAGAAUUAGUUUUUUUUUUUUUUUUUUCAUGUCAUUACAUUGUUUAGACUGAGCAUAAGAAACAAAUUGAUUUUAUAUAUAUAUAUAUUUUAUUCAUAUGUUAUGCUAUGUACUAGUAAGUGGACUCAGGACUCAGUGGGAAAAUCAUAUAGGGUUUUUUUCAUCGACCAAUCAGGUUUUAGGAUGUUUUAACCAAACUUUGUUUAAGGAUGAUUCUCAACUGUUAUGAAAGAUAAAAUGCAAUGAAUU
Molecule: messenger RNA, 4193 nt
Organism: Megalobrama amblycephala (Wuchang bream)
Lineage: Eukaryota; Metazoa; Chordata; Actinopteri; Cypriniformes; Xenocyprididae
Gene: foxd5
Product: forkhead box D5
Exons: 1
Coding region: 2347-3312 (321 amino acids)
Biological process (GO): cell differentiation; regulation of transcription by RNA polymerase II; anatomical structure morphogenesis
Molecular function (GO): DNA-binding transcription factor activity, RNA polymerase II-specific; RNA polymerase II cis-regulatory region sequence-specific DNA binding
Source: RefSeq, a predicted model, not a curated record